This is a messenger RNA of Cetraspora pellucida, 1104 nucleotides long. Lineage: Eukaryota; Fungi; Glomeromycota; Glomeromycetes; Diversisporales; Gigasporaceae. The record is from the annotation of a GenBank genome assembly.
AUGCUUAGUCUUGUUGAAUUUACAUGCUCUUUAAAUGGAUUUGGCGGCGGGACUGGCUUCCAAUCGCUUUAUAUUGGUAGUACUAAUAAAUUAUACUAUUUUGGACCUGGAUCUCAAUAUUUUUCUAUAGAUUUAACAGGAGUAUCAUUAGAUGGAAAUAGCGUUAUUAGUUCAUCUCAAUGGAUUCAAUUUAAUUUUACAAGUUUCCGUUUUAACACAAUGUCAUUCUUAGGUGUAAAAACAAACAAUAAAAUUUACUUUCCAACUGAUUCUGAUGGAUUUAUUGACACAUAUGACACCACAUUAAAUAAAUGGGAUAUGAAUAUAAGUUUUACAGGAAGACCCAGUCUACACUUUGAGUCAUUUCGCGCUUGGACCUCUGAUGAAAGUACAGGAAAAGCAUACUCGAUUCAAGAAACUCUCAUAGAUAUUUUUGAUACAAUCAAUUUGGUGUGGACAAAUAGUUCAUUAAUUCCACAGAUAGAUUCAAUUUAUGUUGGUUCAGAUUUAAAUGGUCCUCCUCAAACUUUGGUGAACAGCCAGCUUUUAUAUUUUGGUCAACCUUCUGGAAUUUUGGGAGCCGAAAUAAAGUUAAUGACCAGCAUACUAGCAUACAAUAGCUUAACUGAUUCAUGGCAACUUAUUAACACUACAGGCAAAGUCCCAAGUGUACGAAGUGAUCAUACAGUUGUCUCGAUUUCAGAUGGACGUAUUAUUAUGUAUGGUGGAAUUACCAAUAAUACAGCAGCUAGCCCAUCUAUAGUAGUCUUGAACUUUUCUAAUUAUGAAUGGACAGUGCCAAAUGAGAUAAAUUCUAUUGGAUCACUUACUGGACAUACGUCAACCAUAAUUAAAAAUUAUAUGAUUACAGCAUUCGGUAAAAACAUGACGGAAAGAGACCUUCUUAAACAAUCUAGUAAAAGCAUUUAUAAAUUGGAUAUAUCAGAUCCAUUAAAUUAUAAAUGGUCAUUAUUAUCUACUUUCACUACACCGACAUUCAGCACACCAACGAGUAAGAUACCAUCAUCAUAUAAAGGCUCUUCUGCUGAUAAUAAUACACCAAAUAAUGGUUUAUUUAUUGGAAUUGGCGUUCUACAAAUGAUG